Messenger RNA from Ornithorhynchus anatinus (platypus), 11552 nucleotides. RefSeq names its product ALK receptor tyrosine kinase (gene ALK). Gene Ontology annotation, molecular function: ATP binding; transmembrane receptor protein tyrosine kinase activity; protein binding. Bases 172 to 4038 code for a protein of 1288 amino acids. Gene Ontology annotation, biological process: protein phosphorylation; regulation of neuron differentiation; positive regulation of kinase activity. Lineage: Eukaryota; Metazoa; Chordata; Mammalia; Monotremata; Ornithorhynchidae. The record is from RefSeq and is a predicted model, not a curated record. Gene Ontology annotation, cellular component: membrane; signaling receptor complex. The transcript has 28 exons.
GGGCAGGCAGUCUAAUGUGGAAGGAGCUGGAAGGCAGAAGCAAAGGAGCAGGGUUCAGGUCUGGAGUGCCAUUUUGAUUUCCCCUGUGACCUGGAGUACUCCCCGCCACUACAGGAAGACAGGGGCCUCCCCUGGACCUGGCGCCGCGUCACUGCCGAGGAGGCUUCCCGGAUGAACCUGCCAGAUGGGUCUGAGGAAGAUCGUGCUGAGGCGAUUCGCAGAGGCUCAUUCCUCUUCCUCAACGUCUCAGAAAACACCAAGCACUCCAUUCUGAGCCCCUGGGUGAGAAGCCACAGCGAACACUGCAUCUUGGAGGUGUCGGUGUACACUGCACGUCAAUCAGGAGGAAGAUACAGUGCCCAGAUCCUGCCCCAUGGGGAAGGCAGCAAGGAGAUGCUGCUGGCAUCGACUGCAGAAGGAUCCGGCUGGGUGGUGCUUCGGGGACGAAUUGGACGUCCAGAGAAACCUUUCCGCAUCUCCUUAGACUACAUCUCAAGUGAAAAUAGAAGCCUGUCUGCAGUGGACUCUUUUGCACUGAAGAACUGUAGUGAAGGGAUGUCACCUGGCUCCAAGAUGGCCCUGCAGAGCUUCUUCACCUGCUGGAAUGGAACCGUGAUAGCCCUGGGGCAGGCGUGUGACCUGCGCAGAGACUGCGUCCAUGGAGAGGAUGAAGGGGAGCUAUGUAGAAAACUCCCCACUGGCUUUUACUGCUCCUUUGAAGAAGGAGGUUGCGGCUGGACCCAGGACCCGCCCGCUCCUCAUGCUCCCCAGUGGCAGAUCGGGAAGCUGGAUGGAGCGCAAUUCUCGGCUCAGCAAGGCUACGUGCUGCUGCUCAACACCACUGAUGCUCCAGCUGCUGAGAGCACUGUACUGACCAGUGCUGUGUUUCCCGUGCCAAUGAAGAACUCUCCAUGCCAGGUCCAGAUGUCCUGGCUCAUCCAUGGGUUCUUGGGGGGAAAUGUUUCCCUGCUGCUGGUGGAGAACAAAACAGGAAAGGAGCAGAGCAGGAUGGUCUGGCAUUUUGCAAACGGUGAAGGUUUGAGUACCUGGCAAAGGAUGGUCUUGCCUCUCGCUGAGGUGUCAGACAGGUUUUGGCUCCAGAUUGUCACUUGGUGGGAAGAAGGUUCAGAUGCUGUCAUUGCUUUUGACAACGUGACCCUCAGCCUGGACUGCUACCUGACAAUCAGAGGAGAGGACACCACCCCGCUAGACUCAGCUCCCAACUCAAGCAACCUGUUCAACGAGAGAAACAUGUACAAGAAGGCAGUGACGGAGACCAAGACCUGGGAGACUGCACAUGGAGAAGUCCCCAUCUCUGACCCUACAGCACACUGGUUGUUCACUACAUGUGGGGCCAGCGGGCCCCGGGGCCCGACCCAGACACAAUGCAACAACGCCUACAGGAACUCGAACCUGACCGUGGAAGUCGGGGCCGAGGGGUCUCUGAAGGGCGUGCAGAUCUGGAGAGUUCCGGUCACCGACACAUACAGGAUUUCGGGAUACGGGGCAGCUGGAGGCAAAGGCGGGAAGAACACCAUGAUGAGAUCGUACGGGGUGUCGGUGCUUGGGAUUUUUGACCUUCAGAAGGGUGACACCUUGUACAUCUUGGUGGGACAGCAAGGAGAAGAUGCCUGCCCUCAUACAAACCAUGUGAUCCAGAAGGUCUGCAUCGGAGAGAGUAAUGUGAUUGAAGAGGAAAUCCAAGUGAACCGAAGUGUCAAUGAGUGGGCAGGAGGAGGAGGUGGUGGGGGAGGAGCCACGUACAUAUUUAAGAUUCUGGACGGGGAGCCGGUCCCUUUGAUUGUUGCGGCAGGAGGUGGUGGCCGAGCGUACAGGGCCAAAACAAACCCGCUGCACCCAGAGAGACUGGAAAAUGACUCCUCCGUUCCAGGGCUGAACGGCCAUUCAGGAGCCGCAGGUGGCGGAGGUGGCUGGAACGAUAAAACCUCCCUGCUCUGGUCGGGAAAGUCCUUGCUGGAAGGGGGCGACGCGGCCAUGGACAAUGACCCCGAGGUGGACGGGGAGGAUGGGGUGUCUUACAUCAGUCCACUGGGCAUCCUGUACACCCCGGCUCUGAAAGUGAUGGAGGGCCAUGGGGAGGUGAACAUUAUGCAGCACCUAAACUGCAGCCACUGCGAGGUGGACGAGUGCCACUUGGACCCCGAGACCCACAAGAUUAUCUGCUACUGUGAUCACGGCACAGUGCUCGCUGAGGACGGGGUCUCCUGUGUAGCAUCUCCAACAACGUCCCCGCACCUGCCCCUCUCUCUAAUCCUGUCGGUCGUGACUUCUGCCCUCGUGGCUGCCCUGGUCCUGGCCUUCUCGGGGAUCAUGAUUGUCUACCGACGAAAGCACCAGGAGCUCCAGGCUAUGCAGAUGGAGCUGCAGAGCCCGGAAUACAAGCUGAGCAAGCUCCGCACUUCCACCAUCAUGACAGACUACAAUCCCAACUACUGCUUUGCGGGCAAGACCACGUCCAUCAGCGAUCUGAAGGAGGUUCCUCGCAAACACAUCGCCCUCAUCCGGGGGCUGGGCCACGGUGCCUUUGGGGAGGUGUAUGAAGGGCAGGUUUCUGGCAUCCCCAAUGACCCCAGCCCGCUGCAGGUGGCUGUAAAGACACUGCCCGAGGUAUGUUCAGAACAGGAUGAGCUGGAUUUCCUCAUGGAAGCACUUAUCAUCAGCAAGUUCAACCACCAGAACAUUGUGCGCUGCAUCGGGGUGAGCCUGCAGGCCCUGCCUCGCUUCAUCCUCCUGGAACUCAUGGCCGGCGGGGACCUGAAGUCCUUCCUCCGUGAGACCCGCCCGCGCCCGAGCCAGCCGUCCUCUCUGGGCAUGCUGGACCUGCUCAAUGUGGCGCGGGACAUCGCCUGUGGCUGCCAGUAUUUGGAAGAAAACCACUUCAUCCACCGAGAUAUCGCUGCCAGGAAUUGUCUCUUGACUUGUCCAGGUCCUGGAAGAGUGGCCAAGAUUGGAGACUUCGGGAUGGCCAGAGACAUCUACAGAGCAAGCUAUUACAGGAAGGGAGGCUGUGCGAUGCUUCCAGUUAAGUGGAUGCCCCCCGAAGCCUUCAUGGAGGGGAUCUUCACUUCCAAAACAGACACAUGGUCCUUUGGAGUGCUGCUGUGGGAAAUAUUCUCCCUUGGAUACAUGCCCUACCCCAGUAAAAGCAACCAGGAAGUUCUGGAGUUCGUCACCAGUGGAGGUCGGAUGGAUCCACCAAAAAGCUGCCCUGGGCCAGUGUACCGGAUAAUGACCCAGUGCUGGCAGCAUCAGCCCGAAGACAGACCCAACUUUGCCAUCAUCUUGGAAAGGAUUGAGUACUGCACCCAGGACCCAGAUGUAAUCAAUACUGCUUUGCCAGUAGAAUAUGGCCCAUUGAUUGAAGAGGAAGAGAAGGUGCCCAUGAGACCCGAAGAUCCCGAGGGAAUCCCUCCCCUCUUAGUAUCCCCUCAGCAAGAGAAAAAGGAGGAGGGGCGGGCUCCCCCAGCUCCCCCGCCCCUGCCCACUUCCGCUGCCUCUCGCAAAGCGAUGACCAGGGCAGCCGUGGCCGAACCCCCGCCCCGCGUCCGCAAGGGGCCGGCUUUGGAAGGAGGACAUGUCAACAUGGCGUAUUCCCAAUCCAAUCCACCGUCGGAGCUACAUAAAGGCCGGGGGUCGAGAAACAAACCAACCAGCCUGUGGAACCCAACGUAUGGCUCCUGGUUUACAGAGAAACCUGCCACCAAACACAAUCCCCCAGCAGAGAAGGAACAGCCGCCUGAGAGGGGAAGCGCGGGACAUGAAGGAAACUGUCCUGUCCCACCCAACGUGGUGACUGGCAGGCUGCCAGGCUCCUCCCUGCUUUUAGAACCAUCGUCCCUGACUGCCAGCCUGAAGGACGUGCCUCUGUUUAGGCUCCGCCACUUCCCGUGUGGGAACGUCAACUACGGCUACCAGCAGCAAGGCUUACCUUUGGAGGCCACCAGCGGCUCGGGCACUGGCAAUUACGAGGACUCCCUCCUAAGAAACAAGAGUAGCGGCUCCCAGCCCGGCCCCUGAGCUGGCUACGCCCUCGCUGCUCCCCCAGCUCUGGGGCCCUUGACUCUGCGGUGGAGAGAGAGAAGGCAAACACCGCUACCUUUCGAUUUGUGCCAACUCGCUCUAAAGUGCCACCUACAUACGCCGUGGUUUCGGAACGCACGGUGAGGGUUGUGAGCGUGGGUUCUCCCCCUACUCCGGAAGAAUAUAUCCUAAACAGAAUUUGAGUGCUGACUGCAAGGCCCAGAUUUGGUUGCAUAAGCCUCCAUGCAUGGUUGUCCCGCACUAUUGCCGCGUGUGCUCUGCUUCAAAGUAAGGGCAGGCUAGCUGCCUCCGUGUUCCAUAGUUUGGGUCGCCGGUGUUGUUUCCUUACCUCGUUGUUGUCAUGUUCCAUCUUGGGGAGCAGGGUUAGGGAGGGGCUGAGGGAGGGAUCCAGCAUUGUUAGGUAGAGCAUCAUUUUCCUGAAACACAAAGAAGUGGACAAUUAACUUUGAUAAAUAAGUUAGGACUGAGGCAUUUCCCACUGCGCUAGCCCCUCUGAGGAUAUGGAAAGGCAGGGAGCCGCUAAGAUACUGACCAAGAUGUUUUAUACUGGCACUGGAAAGAUGCUUCCGGCGGUAGACCAAACCAGUAUAAAAAUUCAAGGAUGAAAUAUCCUUUAACAGGCCCCACCCCUGUCAGAGGAAAUCACAAAGUAUCCAAAUAGUCUGAGGUGCCCUUUGAGAAUGAGAAUUCCAGUGGCUUAAACCAGCACGAAAAUAAUAAAGCUUGUUUCUAGUUUUUUAAAUCCUCAUGUGCGAUAGCUGACUGAAGAUCCAAAGAAAUGUGCAGAAUUUUAGUAGCAGCAACGCACUGCCAAGGACUAAAAAUGUAUCCACUCAGAGGCCAGAUGCCAACAAGAAACAUACCAAGUACUACUAACAAACAUUAGGGCCUUGCAGUGAAAUAAAUAGAGCCAUAGCAACUGGAGCAGCAUAACACCUAAACAAAUAUGGCAUAAAAAGAUGUUGAAUCAGAAGCUCUCUUUUGAGCAGUUAGCCUCUCUUUCCCUCUACUCCUUCCCUGACAGGCCCGGUCUGACACAGGGGAAGGAAAGGUGGUGUUAACUGAAAUUUCUCCCCAGGCUUCUUCACCCAACACCACCAUGAGAAAACUCUGCCUUUGAUUUCAGGGAAGAGACCAGUUUACCACCACCUGUUUCAGAGGCCUGACUACUUCUUCCAAGGGUCACCCUACUUUUCUGUUCUCCCCUUUAAUAAACUGGGUUAUAGAUCAGUCUAUACUCACUUCCUGCAGAGGCUUUCCUUUGUCCCAUUAAAACUGCAUACCCAUAAUUUUCUUUUCCUUUCCCCAUUGCCCGCUCUCCCUGAUGGGCAUAGUGGCUGAUCUGUCCUAUCCUGGGAAAGCAAUUUCUCUUUAGAGCUUGUGGUUCCAAAGCCCCAGAUUGAGAAUCCCUUCUCUGUCCUGGGGCUCUUCCUAGAGCAGCUUCCUUUUUAGUCUGGUUACAUUCAAAGAUGUCUUUGAAUCAGCAGGUAAUAAUAACUGUGGCAUUUGUUAAGUGCUUACUAUGUGUCAAGCACUGUUCUAAUCGCUGGGGAAAGCCUCCUGCCACGGCCUAGCUAGAGUCAGUGCCCCAGUGAGGUAAGAAGAAAAAAACAAAACAUCUAUCAUUUCGUUUCCUUUCUGCAUUUACAUUCAAAAGGACUUAAUGAAAGGAGUAGUGCCUUUAGGCAACAUAUUUAGCUGCUGACUUUGUGGCCCAGAAAAAGACUUUAAACCCUCAGUGCUGCUAAAAAAAAAAAAAAACCUACUGACUGAAUGGAUUUCAGACUGACUUUUCUAGGGCCAACUUUUCUGUCAAGGAAGUUACACCAUGUUCAAAAUUUUUUUAAAAAGCCUAAAUAGAGAACAGUGGCUUAAAACCCCACAUCAGGACCAAGGCAAGGAAGCUCCCCCAUGAUACUCCACUAGUAUCUUUGGGUGCUAGUUAUGCUCCUAUGGGGAACAAAGUUGGGCUCUGGCCUCCCUGCAUGUUAUCCACCCUGAUUUGCUGCCCUUUCUAUUUAGUCUGGGUGAGAAACAACGGAUUGACUGCAGUAGAAAGUGUCAGUGAUAGCCUAACCUGCAUGACAACAAAAAAUUUGAUUUCAAAAAGGCAAUCACAACCCAACAUGGGAGAUACCCAGUACCAUUUUUCAUUUCUUAAAAAGAGGCCACCAGCAAAGUUUGGUGACAUGAACAUUUCCAAUUUUGGAUAAAUUCCCAAAUCUGUUGCACUGGACUCUCAGUAAGCACUCAGUAAGCACUCAUAAAUGCCAUUGAUUGAUUAAUCUUGUGAGUGCUCUAAAAUGAGUGGAACACUAGAAAGGGAGUCAGGAGAUCUGGCUUCUCAUCUCAAUUCUGCCACUGACUUCCUGAGAGAGCUUAAACGAAUUAUAUUACCCCCAUCUGGCUACCAACUGGGCUAUUAACUGCCUUCCAAGGAUGUUAUGAGGAUACAAUAUUAAACUCUCAGCCUCAUCCUUCAUAUUGGAGCAUAGCUGAAUGGAAAGGGAACUACAGCAGCUGAUUUAUAAGAGGCAUGAAACUAAAAUUUGAAAAGCCAACGCCCCCUUACCUUUCUGUCAGCAAAGAAGCAGCUGCUACAUCUGCAAAGGGCCUUCAGCCUGAAGCAGCUGGAAAUUCAAUUUGCUCAGAAUGGCAGCAGUCUUCAGAUUAAGAGAGUAGCCUCUCUGAGAUUUUCAUAACCCCCAACCUGGGCAGAAGAGUGAUUAGGGGCUAGGAAUUAGAAUAUCCAAAUUCAAUUUUCUACCUUUCCUGUGCAUUCCCAAUCAAUCUUCCUCAUAGGGUUCAGGGUCGUUCCAGCCCAGCUCCGCAGACCUCUGUUCCUCACCCUCAGUUUUCCGGACCUGUGAAGGAUUAACCAAGUAGUUCAGAAAAAUCAUGCUCAAGUUUUAGCUUCACUGCCAUUCCACUAAAAAUAAACACUUUAAAAUUGGCUUCUCCUAUAAGAGAUUUGGAGAAGAGAUGGAGAGCAGAAGUGGUAGUUCUGAAACUUUUCUGUUGUACAACUAACUUCUAGUGCCAUGUUUACAUAAUGUUUUAAUUCCUAUCUCAAAUAUGCAUAUUUUUAGACAAGCACCUCUGUAAGGAGGAGUGGUAAGACUUUUGUCGAACUGUCCCUAACCAAUCAACAGUAUUUACUGAACACCUGCUACUGUGUUCAGAUCACAGGGUUAAGCAUUUGGGAGAAUGUACCAGACACUGUGCAAAAGGACACAGUCCCUGCCGUCAGGGAUUUACAAUCUAAUUGCAGAGAGUGGGGCAGGCGUACAUUAUUUACAAACAGGGGGCAAGGAGAACAAGAUCACACAGCAGGCAGUAGCAUAAAUCCGAAAGAAACUGCAGAAUAAAUAAUUCAGUGUGAUUUUACAUACAUAUAAGUGCUAAGGAAGGAGAUAAAUACCCAAGUUCCAAAGUCGCUCCUUGGGUUGAUGCAGCAGCUUCCCUUUCAUUGAGGGGCAGGGGACUGGAAUUCAGGAUAUUCAGAAGGUAGCUUCACCUACAGAGGUCCCGUCUUUGUGUCCUGUGUUCUUAGAAAGACACAGUUUAGGUUGAAAGGCCCAAAUAUCAAGCUGCUGAGGAGAAAAAACAUUUUUUCAAAGGAGCAUUGUUUCUUUCAUGACUCUCAUUGGAAAACACACUGCAAUUCCUCCAGUUAAACAAUGUUAUGUAACUGAAGGUUUUAUUUCCCUUGAAAAUCAGGUCCCACCUUAGCCCAAGAAAAAUCCCUGCUAAGAACCCCAAACCUUUCUGAGUCUAGGGUACUGCACUGCACACUGCCUCUACAGAACCCAGAUAUCACUCUUCCCCAGUUCACACUUUAGCAGUACUGAGAACAUAUACAGUUUCUUGAGCAAGAACAGGACAUAUCUGAAUUAAAAUCCUUCAGGAAUGAGGGUUUGAAAUGGAAGCCUGCAGCUUGAGUGAGGGUAAACUAAACCUCUGUCGGGUGCUCAGAAAGCAUCCUGUUGAGCUGUCGGAAGGAGAAUGACAGAGCACUGUACCAAGCACUUUGUACAGUGCUCUGCACAUAAUAAGCGCUCAAAAAAUUCAAUUGACUGACUGGUUCUCUGUCUUUACACUAUUUCAGCCCCAAUCAUUUCACCCCACUCCAUUCUGCUUGAAUCGGGUGGUUUGACUGCACUGACUUUGCACAACUGGGUCAGAGGGGAGGUAGCUCUGUAAUGCUCCCCCCACUCAACUUGAUUUAACUACUUAUGCUGAACUGGACCCAGCAUAGGUCACCAGCAUCCACUAAAUCAAUCAAAGGUAUUUACUGAGCAUUUACUGAGUAUACACCACUAUAUCGGUGAUAGCCUAACCCAGCAGUUUAUUGGGGUGUAAACCAUACGUUAGCAGCCUAAUUGAACUGUGCAACUGUCUAUCGGUACCCCCCCCAACUCUGCUCCUCUUUUCCAUCACCCCCAGUCUCCAGCAACUCUAAUAGAUGCUCUCCAGCUAGACUGGGGAUCUGCAGGGGAACCCAGACCAAUAGAAAAGUUGCCCAUGCUUCCCCAAAAGUAAGUAUUAAUUAUUGAAAGCAGAUAAUAUCACAGCAAACUGGGAGAGAGAUUUUUUCAAUGCACAAUUACAAGAACAAAGCGCUACUUCAAUAUCUAGUUACAUUGCUUAUGGCUUUAUAAGUCUCAGAAUCAUUCAGUAAGAAGAAUGCCUUCUCACAUACCAUUUUGAAUGGGAUUUAACUAGGGAAACUUUAGCCAAAAAGGGAAGCAAUGAGAUGGGCUUCUCACUAGACUCUCUGGCUCUGCCAUGAUAUUUUCCUUUUCACCAGCAGAGUGCUUUACCUAAUCAAUGAAAGCUCAUCAAAGCUCAACUGCCAAAGGAAAAGGUGAAUCCAGUCCCAACCUAAAUGAACUAUUGCCAAGUCUUCUAGGGACCAAAUGACCCCUUUCCUACAAUCUAUUAAACAUUUCGAGAUUGCCUCAAUAGCUCACUAACCGGCAGAACAGAAUACCUUUCUAUAUGUUACAAAAAGUAACCUAAAAGACCACAGCACUUUAGAAAAGAUAUCAUAUCCCUGAGUGUUUUGGGUGCAUAUUUCUUUUUCUAGGGGUCACCAUGACAACUGCUUCUAGCACACUUCACUGACUGCCAAGUCCUUGUGGCCUCUUUUGCAUGACAAUAAUAACUGUGGCAUUUGUUAAGCACAUACUAUGUGCCAAGCACAGUUCUAAGCACUGGGGUAGAUACAAGUUAAUCAGGUUGGGCGACACAUUCCCUGUCCAAAUAAAAGCCAUGAUGCCCAGGGCUUCUGGGACUUUCCCCAACCAACUAUUACCUUCUAAGAAUAAGUGAUGACUGAGAACUCCACCAAGGUCAGUAGGGCCACAAAGGCCAUUUUUCUCCCCGAGAUGGGCAAUCUCUAACCCGAAGCUGCUGAAGGCACCCCCAAUGUGUGACUGUCAAGAAAGGUAAGCCAGAAAAGUCACUGAAUUGACACUAACUCCAUUUUGGAGAAGUCACCGUGGCUUUCAACAUGUUUGUCUCUAGCACAUACAAAAAAAAAAGAAAAAAAAAAGCUAUAGUAAAAGCUUCCUAGUAAAAGGAAAAUGCUAUCUCAAUCCACCCAAUAAAUGGCAAGGAAAGUAUAAGACCCCUUCUUUGGGUAAUAAGCAUUAGGCUCUAAACAAUACUUGGUGUUACCUUAAGUGAUUAGCUUGUUCCCCUCACAUCUCUGAGGGGUGAAAGGCUGACAGGAACACUUACCUCUAAAUUUCAGGUGGAGGAAGUAAGAGGCACAGCGUUGAUUUUUCCCAUGGCAGUGCAGUGUAAUAGCAUCAAGUCAGGAACAGAAGCUUGGCAUCCAGAAUUUCGGGCUUUUUCUAAAAUCCCUUCUGAGACAGAGAACAGGAUUUCAAGCAGGGAACUGCACAGUUUAAAAUGCUGGGCUAUAGUAUUUCAGGUUCUUUGGUAAUGCACUGAGUCCAGUAGCAAAAUAUAUUCAUCAGUGACUUCAACAAGACUGAAAUCUGAACUACUUACCCCGCUACUGAACUUAUUCUGUAUAAAAAGAGAAAACCAGUGUGCCCUCCUGUUAAUUUAGCCCUCUUCAAGACCAUUAAAAUUCACUGUAAAUCUAUUUUCAAAGCUGGAUAGUAAUAACCCUGCUUCACUUCAAAGGACUGUGCUGAGACAGUUCUCAUCAAUGACAGAGGUUACUGAGUGAGAUUCAGCUGAGCCUCUGGAGUCAGCUCAGACCAGAAAUAAGAUAGCAAGCCUUGAAGACACACAUGUGUUUUCAACAUGUUUCUUUCCAGGCUGCUGACUUGAAGGGUUUAGCACAAAAGGAAAUAAAACAUCAGCUCAGCUUUCACUGAGUUUUGUCUAAUUCAAGUAGAGCCACAAAGGAUCUUUUUAAGAUUAAGUUUAGAGAAAAUAGCCUAAGACUGAUUUGUGACAAGGAAGGCACAGUAGUUGGAUAUUUAAUUCCCAGGGCUUUAGAAAUCCUUAAAAUAUAACGCAGUGCCAGUGAAAUGCCAGUAAGUGCAACCCUGUAUGACUUCAUUUAGCCAAUUCAUGAAACAUUCACUGCAACGUAGAAAACUAGCCUAGUUCCUCCUGAGAAAAAUCCAAGUGUUAUUAAAAACACACGCCUGUGAAGCAGAAUUCUCUCAUUUUAAAAAUCCAGGCGGAAUCUCAAAAACCCAGGCAAUCCUUGAGAAGUUUAAUAGGUGAGUAAAUAAAUACCUCACAACAGCAACAAACCCAUCAGACUCAGUUGAGGAAUCAAGUUUAAGCAGAUAUAUAGCUUGUGUGCAGAAUUCAUUGUUCCUAAAACACCACCUGCUAUUUUAAGGCUUAUAUCCUCUACUUUAAACCAUUCAGUUACAGGGACCUCACUGUAUACCCCAUGCCUUUCUAUGAAAAAUGUAGGUAGACAUAGAGAAUGAUGCUUAAGCACAAAUCACUGCCGCUUUAUCAUGUUAGAUCGUGUUUUGAGGGGAUAAGAGGAAAAAAAAAACCCAAAAACUAAGAAGUCUUUUUACCAUUGCAAACCAUUUAGGAGUCCUCCCUAAGGAAGAGUCUGUAGUCAGGGUCAAGGACUCCUCUGCAAUGCAUGCUGCCAUCCUCAGUAAUGCACACUCAUCUAACCCUUUUUGCUCCCUCCCCAGAAAGGAGAUUUAGCAAAUUUAUCUGAAGAAAAACUCCUUUGGCAUAUGCAAAGACAUGUUUCGCUUGUUAAAAAAAAAAAAAAAAAAAAGGUCCACCUUGUUCAAAUCCAGGCAACACAGAACUUCAUUAGGAAUGUCUUUUGUAUGUAUAGCAGCUUAUGUGACACUGUUUAUAAAUAAGGGCCUAUGCACUUCAGGGAUACUAUUAUGAGACAAAUAUUACUAAUAAUAUAUAUGGUAAUACGAGUUUUGUAUUGACUAUUGUAUUUGUAUUGUAAACAGUGUAGUGAAGCAAAGGCAUGAAGAAAAAUGAAAAAUAAAAUUCUCAUUACUGGCUUG